Eleginops maclovinus (Patagonian blennie) is the source of this 3115-nucleotide messenger RNA. It is a transcript of the gene efcab14, whose product is annotated as EF-hand calcium binding domain 14. Bases 578 to 1819 code for a protein of 413 amino acids. NCBI's taxonomy places the organism in Eukaryota, Metazoa, Chordata, Actinopteri, Perciformes, Eleginopidae. The transcript is spliced from 9 exons. The record is from RefSeq and is a predicted model, not a curated record.
GCUUUUUGCUACGCCAAUCAGCUGAGAGGUUACUUGGACGCCCUGCCAAAAUAAUACAGGCAGCAGGACGGAUCACUGGAAAUACAGUGUAGGAUAUUUAGAUUUUACAAUAGACAGGUUUUAUUAAUCAACUGACAGAUUUUUUAUUGUGUGUCCAAGAUAAGAGGCGUUGAGGCACGUAUCUUAAAACGUCGCUUAGACGAUGUAAUUCCACGGUACCGAUAGCUCCUGUUAGCUACCGUUAGCAAGGUGUCAGAUGCUAGCCGACUUAGCUAACGUCUGUGACAACCCGGCAGCUAGCGGACAAAGUUGGUUUGAAGAAGGUUUAUGGGUGCAUAAUACCGUUCAACUGUUGAAUAUUUUUGUAUUUUAGUUGUUAAUCAAGAAGGCAACCAACCGGAAACAUCAGAUGUGUUUAUCCGUUGGCAACGUAUCGUGGUUUAAAUUCAAGCUAGCAAAAGGACUUUGAGUUAGCUCAGCUGCUACAUAAACGACAACAUCCAUCAAGCUGGACAAAACGUUGGACUUAGUUGGGUUUAAAUCGGGCUCGGUGGGUUCGCUGACGCCUCAGAAGAAGAUGAAGAAGAGGAAGGAACUGAAUGCCUUGAUCGGGCUAGGGGACAGCAAGAGAAAGAAGACCAAGAAGGGGACUGGUCACCGACUUCUCCGAACCGAACCGCCGGACUCUGAGUCCGACUCUAGCUCAGACGACGAUGAGUUCAACAACCUGAGCAGUGGAGCUAAUUUUGGGAAAAGAAGCUACACGCAGUGCUGCAAUGUGUGCUACCCCUUGUUUCUGUUCAUCAUACUAGCUGCCUGCGUUAUGGCCUGUGCUGGACUCAUAUGGAUGCAGAUUGCUCUGAAAGAAGAUUUAGACUCGCUGAAAGAAAAGCUGCAUAGCAUGGAGUCCAGCCAGAAAGUUUCAUCAAGUGAAAUACCAAAACUAAAUGAGGACCUGAAAAACAAGGAGAGAAAGCUUGACGACAUAGAAAACGGAGACAAGGGGUUGGGCAAGCUCUGGUCCAACCUAACAGAAAUAAACAGAAAGAUCAGUUUGCUGGACUCUGCUGUUAACCAUUUAAAGGUCAACUUGAAAUCAGCUGCUGACCUAAUCAGCCUUCCUACUACAGUUGAAGAGCUUCAGAAGAGUGUUGCUACAAUUGGCAGCACACUAACAAGUGUACAGCACGAUGUGAAGACAAUGCAGACUACUUUUGAGCAGCAGAAGAAAGAUGAAGAGUUGAAGAAGACAAUGGAAAUAGCAGACCUGAGAAAAGCAGUGGGUGAGGCAAACAAGACCGAGGAGCUGCGUCACACACAGACUGAUGGGCAGAUCCACAUCCUCCUCUCUAUGGUCGCAGAGCUUCAGCAGAGAGUGCUGUCGUUAGAGAACGGGUCAAAGCAAAGCUCAAAUGUGAAUGACGCAGCAGCAAUCACCAGUGAAAGUCCAGCAACAGAAGUCAUUCAAGAAGCUUCUACAACCAAAGCAACACCUGGGGAUGUGCAAGAGGUGUCUACCCCACUGACAGAGCCUCAUACAAGCAGACGCCCACGCUUUCUAACUCCCCACCGCGCUAAGAGAAAUGCUGAGACAACAUGCCCAAAGAGGGUGCUCCUGUCUGGUAUCGGUUCUCUGAAAGACUUGGAGGACAUCUACCAGCAGGCAGGCAUCGUGCGUAAUCCGCUUGGAUUGACCUACCGCAGCCUGAGGAAAAUAUUUCGAACAUCAACUCCCAAUGCUCGGACCAUGGAGUGUUUUGACAAUGACGGAGACAAGAGGUACUCCCUGAUGGAGCUUAGAGCUGCAGUAGGUUUGUGAGCACAUUAUCACUGACAGUAGUGAACAGUAUUGAAUACCCAGCAGGGUCGGGUGGUUUGAAGUUCCUGACCCUUUUCUGUAAUUGCUGCACUUUUGUGAACUGUAUAUUUAUCAUACUGAAUGUGGAACAGUGGUGCAGGCAUGCCCCAUUCUCACUCCACCCCCGUUUUGUCUCAUCACAAUCUAAUUCAUGAAACAUACACUGAGAUUUCUAAAAUAAGGACCUGUAUACAGUAUAUUCAGCUUCUAUUUUAGAACAUUUCUUGGAUUACAUGAAAUAGAAAAGUUGGAAGUGUUUAGAAUUAUUUUGAAUCCUGUUUUCCACCCUCAAUUUCCAGACUUCCGGUUUUCCUUCAGCUGUUUUCUGUUUUUAUUUUAUCGUCAGUCUGUUCCAUCUCAAUGGUGUAUUAAGCUUUUUGGAGGCUGUAAUGGUCUGCUCACUUCCCCACCCAUCAAAACUAACACCUGGUAAAACUCACCUGAACCUUAAUUAUAGAAUCUGAAAUAGAAUCUUAGGAAUGUUUACAAAUUAAUACUAGAAACUGCUUUUGUUUUUAGACAGAUGAUCCUAACUUAACUGAAACACACAGUUGAGAAUAAGAGUAUGUAAUUAUCUACGCUCUUUCCUAAGCUAACAACCGUUUCUGCGUUGUGGUUUUUCCUCAUUUAUUUUCAGUAAGUAAUUACCUUUAAUUGUGUUUAGUCUAUCUGUACAAUUGUUGAUUUUGGCAGCAUUCAGUUUAACAAGUUUUGAAGGGCUAUGAACACUUUCAUAAAGGGUUUUGAAAUAGUUACUCAUGAGGCAUAUGUAGCAAUAACAAAAUGACAUAGAUAUCGCUUAUUAAAAUUUGCAGUAGACAGAAAGCACACUUAGCUCACUAUAUUUUACAGGUAGUUAAAGCACUGACCAUCGCUACUUCAUUUUUAUGGGCCUCAUAAUGGUGUAUUUAGAUUACAAAUUGGUCAUACUUAAACAGUGUUGUACUCUGUAAAAAUGGUUUAAAUGUAUUCUCUCAAAUUAUUUUGUGAAGGGGUUAGUAGUUUUCUUUACAGUCUUAAUCUCAACAUUGUAUAUUUUUUAAAUAGUUCUGUUGUGCUUUGCAUGUUGCUUAUAAUGUAACAUGAACAAAUUAUUUAUAAACUUAACAUAGCCGACUUGUUUUUGCAGGACAAUGUAAAAGCUUUGACCAUAAUGACAUACUGUAUAUUUUGGGUCCAUGCUGCUGCUGUAAAUUGGGAUAUUUGAUGAAUGUGUUUUUGUGUGAGCACCAAUGAAUAAACACAAAGUUAAAGGUU